GAUCAAGCGGAAUUUGGAAGUUCCUUGCAGCUAAAGACAACGUUCGGAAGGAUAUCAAACAUUCUGUAAAUACGUUAAGACUUGAAUUUGGUCUAUGAGAAAUUUAAAACUGGUGUUUGUUUUUCAUACUUGCGUAAUCUAGCUCUUGGCAGUUUAUACAACUUUGAUCAAUUUUCUUUACAGGUCUAAAGACCAACAAAGAGACACUUUCACAUACCGAUCAUUAUGUAUGGGCGUCACAUUUUUAUUCUUAUACUUGCCAGUAUUGGUGUGACAAUUGCUCUAAAUUGUCCAGAUGUUAGAGUAUCUGAAUAUAGUAAGAAAAGUGGUACAAAAUGGCGUUUAACAAGCAUUCGUAGUGGUAAUUACACUAUACAGGGUUUACUAACGCUAGCUACUUCCGAAUCUGAUUGUUCCGUUGUGUCACGCGAUGGUCUCGUACGUUCGUAUGCAGUCAAAUAUGCAAUUGACAAAGCCAAUAAGGACGAAAGCAUGACCCGUUGGGCAACAUUAGGCCUGCAAUUGGACGAUAUCUGCAGGAGUCUACCAAUGACGAUGGCAAGAGCCAUUGAGAUCAUUUCCUUUCAUCGUCCAAAUUCUGUUUGUCGAAUGAAUUUCUUGAAAUGUGAUGGUGAUGUCAAACGCGCAGAUGUAAAGAAAGCAAUAGCAGUAAUUGGUACUCAGACAAGUUUUACCACCAUCCCUCUUGCAAGCUUGAUGUCUAUGUAUUAUAUCCCUCAAGUGAGUUAUGCUGCUUCCAGCAAGAAGAAACUAUUCAAGUCAUUCUUCAGAACAAUCCCAUCAGUUAAGAGUCAAAUACUGGCUAUGUUGGAUAUUUUUGCCAGAUUUAAUUGGACCUAUGUGUUUGCCAUUGGCUCAGACGAUGAUUAUGGAAAACCUGCAGUUUCUGAUUUAAAGAGGGAGGCCUCAAAUAGAAAUGUAUGUAUAUCACAUGACGAAUACAUACUAUACCAGUCUCAGAAAACAAAACAAAGUGUGGUGGAUGUUGUAAAGAAAAUCAAAGCAACUCCAAAGGCGAAGGUUGUUGUAUUGUUUUGUUACGUGAAUGGUUUGGGUAACUACAUCUUAGAAGAGGCAGCUAAGCAAGGAGUUGACCGGGUAUGGCUUACUAGCGAAGCGUGGAACCCUGAUGCUGCUAGGUUAAGCAUGAAUUUACAAAAUCAAGUCAAAGGAAUCUUAACAGUAUCGUUAAAAACAUAUAAAUUAAAACAUUUAGUUGAAUACAUGGAAGAGCAGAUAAAGAAUGAUUGGGCCUGCAACAUGUGGUUAAAGAAUUAUUUGAAAAACAGCGAGUUUAGAUGUGAACCCAUUGGAAUAUCAGCGGAUAAAACCAUGUUGACGGGAAAUAAUUGCAAUGUGAGCAUAAGCCACGUUGUUGAUACAUUAAGUGUGAUGCCAGGGAAGAUAGACAGUCUUAUUGAUUCAGUGACUGCGGUGACUGUUGCUGUUAAAAGACUCUUACAAAAACUCUGCAGUGACAAUAACACAACGUGCAACAAUCUUGAGUUUACAGACAAAGAAAUGCGGCAACUUACCGCUGAGAUGUUCAAUGUUUCUUUUGUGAACGACCAAAACUUGACAGUUUCUUUCAACGACGCCGGGGAUCCAAAAUUUUCCUUCUAUACUAUUGAAAACUUACAAGUAGUUAACGGUUCCUACGUGUUUGUUCCUGUUGGUAAUUGGAGUGAGCUGGAAGAAUUAGGUAGUCGUUUAAAACUUGACCUGGCUAAAAUUAAAUGGCCUCACUGGUUUGAAAAUAAUUUGGACAAGAAACAUCCGAUUUCGCGUUGUAGUGAGAAAUGCGUACCAGGCGAAGCUGUUUUUGGCCGAGUUGAUUGUUGUUGGGGAUGUAUUAAAUGCCAAAAGAACAAUUACACUUCCACGUAUAUGGAAACAGCUUGUAGAUCAUGUGGUAAGUAUCACUACACUGAUCCCAAAAACACGAGAUGUAUUCUGAAACCGAUCUUGUGGUUAGAGAUGUCUAAACCUGCUGGGAUGUCCAUUAUUAUAAUCAGUUUGCUUGGAAUGAUCGUUAUGAUUAUGGCCUGUAUCAUCCUGUUCAAAUAUCGACAUCUCCUCACUCCUAACGAUCCGGCGCCGCAUUUGAUCAACUUUGCAUGUGUUUUGCUGAUUCUUACAUUUGUUUACGGUCCAUUGCACAUCACAGAGCCUACGAACGAGCUUUGUCAAACUCAAGAAUCUAUAUUCUUUUUGUUACUGAUGAUGUAUUCCGCCAUCUCGUUGAUCAAAUCCAAAUACAUGAUUAGUUAUCUGCAAAAACAUGCCGAAAGAUCGUUCAAUGGCAACCUGUUGUUGGCACAGUUAACGUUCCUCGCCAUAUUGUUUCUCAUCGAGCUACUGUCUGUUAUUGUGUGGUUGUAUAUUGAUAAUGUCCAAGUUGAAGAGGUUCAACAUGUAGAUGUCCAUGAAAUUUGGAAAAAGUGUGAAGUUUCCUUUACCGUUGCUCGACUUCUUUCUACUUUGAUUCCGUGCAUUGUGUUGAUCAUAGCCACCUUUGGCGCCUUCCGUGAAAGAAACCAGGAGCAUUCCUUUUACGAGCCCAAAUUCCUGAUUUUCUGUUGCAUUGCUUCGUGCAUUACCAUGGUAGCGCAUUUACCAACGUUCAUAUUUGUUGUUGGAAUCUACAAAACGCUUGUGAUGCCAUUCACGCUAGAUGUGCUUUCUUUUAAUUUCAUGGUGUGUUUAGUUUAUCCAAAGAUUUACGUUGCGGUGAUGCGUCACAGACGUGAAAUCUGCGAAUAUCCAAUGAAACCAGGCACGGCCAGAAGAAAGAAAGAAGAGAAAAAAGUCGUACGAACGAAGAGCACGCCGACAUCAAGUAAUCAGAGAACGGAAUCUAGUAUAAUAGACGAGUCAACUGUGACUAAAGAUCAAUCCAUGUACGAACCAAACGAUGACCUGAUAAGAACAGAUCAGCCUGAUUACAUGGCGAUGGAUUGCGCAAAGGUUAAGGAGAACGCUGAUGAUACAAUCAAGUCAGCAGAAGAGAUUGGAUUGGAGGACGUCGACUACAUAUUACAAGGAGAAAAGCCUCCUCCGUACGACGACUUGCGUUACAAGGGCAUAAAAAUGUAAGCGCGAGGACAGAUUGCUGACAGUUCCACUCAAUAAGAAAUCCAUCAGAAUCUCUCAGGAUUCGUUUUACGUCAGUACAUGCAAACAAAAUUGAAGAAACUAGAUUUCCUUAAACGUAAUAAAAAUACGACAUAACUAAUUAUUAUAAAUAACUAUUACCUUAUUUAAGUGUUACAGUACAAGCGCCCAGAAAACUACAGAAAAAUUACCUGACAAUAUGAACUUUUUUUUUGU
Hydractinia symbiolongicarpus is the source of this 3351-nucleotide messenger RNA. Its product is annotated as extracellular calcium-sensing receptor-like. Bases 226 to 3117 code for a protein of 963 amino acids. The record is from RefSeq and is a predicted model, not a curated record. The transcript has 2 exons. Gene Ontology annotation, biological process: regulation of synaptic transmission, glutamatergic; G protein-coupled glutamate receptor signaling pathway. Gene Ontology annotation, molecular function: adenylate cyclase inhibiting G protein-coupled glutamate receptor activity. Gene Ontology annotation, cellular component: membrane. Lineage: Eukaryota; Metazoa; Cnidaria; Hydrozoa; Anthoathecata; Hydractiniidae.